This is a messenger RNA of Aphanomyces invadans, 1255 nucleotides long. RefSeq names its product CMGC/GSK protein kinase. The transcript is spliced from 8 exons. Gene Ontology annotation, biological process: signal transduction; protein phosphorylation. Bases 23 to 1126 code for a protein of 367 amino acids. Gene Ontology annotation, molecular function: ATP binding; protein serine/threonine kinase activity. Lineage: Eukaryota; Oomycota; Saprolegniomycetes; Saprolegniales; Verrucalvaceae. The record is from RefSeq and is a predicted model, not a curated record. Gene Ontology annotation, cellular component: cytoplasm.
CCUCGACGACAUUCGUACCAUCAUGGACGCGGAGGCGGCGAUACGCAGCAUUACGCUCGAGAACUCGGCGCACGUGCUGUCGGAUGGUCGUACGAUUCAUUACCGUGUCGAGCGACAGAUCGGAUAUGGGUCGUUUGGCGCGGUAUUCCACGUCGUGGUCGAGGAAACGGGGGAGGUUGUCGCGAUCAAGAAGAUCUUUCAAGACAAACGUAUCAAGAACCGAGAACUCCAAAUCAUGCGGCAACUGCAUCAUGCCAACAUUGUGCAUCUUAAACACAGCUUCUAUUCACGCAUCGAAAACAGUGACGACUUGUACCUGAAUCUCGUCCUCGAGUACAUUCCCCAGACCAUCUACGGCGUCGUGUGCCAAAUGAAAGAGCGCCGCGUCCGCCUCCCGCUGAUCUACGUCAAGUUGUAUGUGUAUCAGCUCUGCUGCGCCCUCGGAUACCUCCACUCCCUCGGCAUCUGCCACCGUGACAUCAAACCCCAGAAUGUGCUUUUGCAUCCAGCCACGCAUGUUGUCAAAUUGUGCGACUUUGGCAGCGCCAAGAUGCUCCAGCCGUCGGAACCGAAUGUGUCGUACAUAUGCUCGCGAUUUUACCGCGCUCCGGAACUCAUCCUUGGCGCGACCGACUACACAACUGCAAUCGACGUGUGGUCCCUUGGGUGUGUUUUUGCCGAGCUUCUGCUGUCGGAGCCGCUGUUUCCAGGUGAGAGCGGCGUCGACCAGCUGCUCAACAUCAUCAAAGUCGUGGGAACGCCGAGCCGCGCCGAGCUGGAAGCCAUGAAUCCCAAGCAUACGGACUUUCGCUUGCCUCGCGUGCAUCCUCGUCUCGCCGCAGUCUUCCCACCGGCCACAUGCCCGCCCGAAGCCCUCGACUUGCUCCAACGCAUGCUCACGUAUUCUCCCGCGAGGCGAUUGCACCCCCUGGCUGCUGCAGCGCACCCUUUCUUUGACGAACUUCGACAACCUACCGCUGUGCUCCCGAACAACGUCAAGAUGCCUCCGUUGUACCCGUUUACAUUGCAAGAACUGUCGCAAGUGGACCUGGCGACGCGGGAAAGCAUCGUGCCGCCGCAUGCACGCAAUACGUGGAAUUGGUGUCGAUGGCCCGAGCGAUCGUAGCAGUCGACUUGUCAUGGAACGAUUCCAACUCGCACAUGGUGGCAUACUUCUCUGGGGGUGGUGGUCGCUAUCGCUGGUCACCCGUAUGCCAAAGCAUAUUCGCCACAACGCCGAGUAGAACGAUUCAAG